Paramuricea clavata is the source of this 15468-nucleotide messenger RNA. Lineage: Eukaryota; Metazoa; Cnidaria; Anthozoa; Malacalcyonacea; Plexauridae. The record is from the annotation of a GenBank genome assembly.
GGGUGAAGGGUACUGAUUUGGGUAACUCAUUGGGGGCUGUAUGGCUGGAGAAUAGGGAUUUGGAUAUUGUGACCAUAUAGGGGUUGGAAUUUCCAUUAAAGGAUUCAGUGGGCGGAGAUUUCUCCAAGGUUCUCGGUAAUAAUAAUUCUGGUACGGCGGAAAUGGGUUGGUGAAUCGGUGUGAUAAAAAAUCAGGAGACGCAUAAUUGCCUGGAUAGGGCAUGGGGGAUGAGUUACGUAUCAAUUUGUCGUGGGAAAAAUCACACAUCUCUUUCUUCAGACAGUACCCUCUUUUAUGCAGAAAAGGACAUGGUAUAUUGCACUUCCGUGUUUCAGAUGGUUUUGGGUGUUUAAAGUCGCAUCGAUCGCCUUUAAAACAUCUACCACGGCGUAUGAGAAAAGGGCACGGGACAGAGGUUUUUAGAGACGGAUUGUAUUUGGGUUUUUCCCUUUCGCUGUUAAUUGACUGCUGCGAUACCGAUUUCAAGUUCGAAUUUAAGCCUUUGUGUUUAUUAUUUUUAUUCUGCUGUUUUGGGAAAAGCACGGCAUCAUCAUUUGUAAGGUCAAUGUGAUUAUUCUUCAAAUCGUCGGCAUUGCAUUGGCUGUUGUCAUUAUGCCGAAUAAGGCUAUUGUCAUGAGAGGUUUUUAGAGAUGGAUCGUAACUAAUACGGCUAUUGUCAUGAGAGGUUUUUGGGGACAGAUCAUAUCUAAGUUUAUUCCCUUCUAUGUUGGUUGACUGCUGCGAUUCGGAUUGCAAGUUCGAAUUUAUGCCUUUGUGUGUAUUAUUUUCAUUCUGCUGUUUUGAGGAAAACACAGCAUCAUCAUUUGCAAGGUCAAUUUGAUUAUUAUUCAAAUCAUCGGCAUUGCAUUGUCCGUUGUUAUUAUGCCGAGCAAGACUAUUGUCAUGAGAGGUAUUAAGUAAUUCAGUGUUAAUUGAGCUGAGGUUACUUUUGUUAGAUUGUUCACUGGCAUGAAAAGCGGCCGCUUUGUCAAUACUUUUAGCUUUGUAAACUGAUGAGCCAGGUUCUUUGUCUUUAUUGACAUUAUAAGUUAUCUUGAGAAACGACUCUUCAAGAGCCAACAGCCUUGCUUUAAGGAAUUGAUUCUCUUCGUUAAGAGUACAAAUCACAUCGUCUUGGCGUCUUAUAGCGGCUUCCGAUUCUUUCUGUUUAACUCUGAGCAGAUCAACAUCUGACUCAAGCUCAUUUUUGGAAAUUGCGGCAAAUAAUCGCGAUUCUAAAAUUGUUAUUUCAAGCUUCAAGCCCUCUAGAUCAACAGAGCAGGAACAUUUACAUACCUCCAGUACAGCAGGAUGUGCUGUAUCGCCAUCGCUAACAAUCACUCCAUCAGUACCAUUCUUGCUAUCAGCUUUGUUUCUUUUACUCUUGUUCACCAAGCUCUCAAACUUCUGUGUUAAAAAGUUCUCAGCACUGUCUACUAGAAUCACAAGUUAAAGGGAGUUAAGGGACCCUAUAGUCAUUUUAUAGUCGAAAAGCCACCUUAAGUAGGGGACUCCACGGAGAUUCGUUUGGCUGUAUCUUACAUGCAGUAUCCAUGAAUAUGAGUACUUCCGCACACCGGAAGACGCAUGCAUGCCGUGAUGCGCAUGUCAAGUAGCGACAAUAACAACUAGGGAUCCAAGGAUAGUGCAGAGUUUCAAAGACAAACGCUACAAGGCAUGCUUAUUAAUUGAAUAGCUUUUCAAGCGUGGCUUAUAGCCUUAAUUACAUGUCGUCACAUGGGUUACACUACGAAAUAAACAGUUAUCAUAGGCAUUUCAUCUCAUUAUCUAUUGUUUUUAAUGCGUUCGGCACACGAGUAACCCGACGUUUAAAACAAGCCUAACACAUCAGAAACGUCGUGCUUCGUGGAACUGACACAAUGUAUUGAAGCUGUCGCCAAGUAUCCCCACAAAGCUACUGAUAUGCUAAACUUAUUUCAAAAACUCAUUAAUAAUUCAGGAGCAAAACACAAAGAAAAAUCAUAAGCGUGUCGUGGUUUUAUGUGAUAAAAAAUCACGUAAUUUACAUAAACUUUAGCUUUGAUUUUCUCGGUUUAGACAAAGUUUAUUUUAAAAAUUACUUCGCCAAUGAACUCGUAUAAGAUGAGUCGUUUUUGAAGCUAUUUAAUUAAAGCACUUGUAGUCGUGUUUUAUCACAUAUAAACACUCCGCUACCUGUCGUGUUUUAUAUGUGAUAAAACACUCCUACGCGUUUUUAAAUAGUACUUAAAUCUAUGAUUAUUGCCAAUGCCAUCAUCGUUUUAGCGCCCAUAUUGUACAUUUGACUAUUUUCCCAGUCACAACUUUAAUUGAAAUAGCUGUAUAAGAUAUGUUGAAUAACACGUUGGUCCAAUUUAGCAAAAGUACUCCCACUUGUGCGGGCUUGUAUUGUCAGCGGACAUCUUACAGAAAGUGGCCAGUUCUGUGCAAAAUGUAGCCUGAAAUGUCAGGCGUUCUCCCCGCUUGUACACGGGGAGAGACGCCUGAAAUCUGAGCGCGAUAAUGCCGUCCGGUGACGUCAAGAGCUUUUCGAAUAAUUAUUUUGGAAUAAAUUUUAUUAAACAAAAUGGCGGCAAAAUAGGAACCGCCAGUGCGUAGAAUUAUACAUAUGGAUGAGGUGUUAUGCUUUCUCUGCUUAACCAAUCUUAGUUCAAGCAAAUCGAGAAUCAACGUACGUGGUCGUUCUUCGUUCCCAAUAGAACAGGAAAUAAGAAAACUGCCUAUCAGUCCUCGAAUAGAUGAUAACACACGUAUAUGCUCGGGGUGUUUAUUAUUAAGGAAACUCCGUAGAAAGAAAACUGUUGAGGAAAACCUGCAAGAGGCGAUACGAGAUCUUGUUAAAAAUUAAAAUCCAGACCCCGUUGGUUCGUCUCUCCCUGACCAUCAGUGUGAUACGAAUUAAUUGGUUUAAAUUAGAAUAUAAAUGUCAUUUAUUGCAUGGAUUUUUAGAAAGUAGUUAAUAGUUUUAGACAAUUUGGGCUUGUUUAAAUUAGCAUAUAAACCUUUUUACUGUAUGGAUUUUAUUAGGAAGUAGUUAACAUUUUUAAAGUGACAUUACUAAUAAUUAUAAAAUUUUAAUUUGUGUUGUAUGUAUGUAUGUAUGUUUGUGGGUAUAUAUAUAUAUAUAUAUAUAUAUAUAUAUAUUGUUUGAAAAGCCCUUUUGGGAGCAGGCAAUGUUAUACCGACUUCAUUCCUCUGUUUAAAAGUACUCCUACAAAGAAAUCUGAUGCUAUAUCGAAUGGUUCAGCCGGAACAUGCCAGACAAGACAAACCGAAGCUGGCAUGACGGUGAGUAAAUUUGCUCGGUCUGUCAAGGGUAGAUCAUCUAAUGUCCCAUUGGACCUAGAUCUUGAACAUGACAAUAAGGUUCUAAAAGAACAAGUCAUGAAACUUGGUAGAAAUCUGACAGAGAAGGCAGUCUCAACAGUCUGUAAGUUCCAGUUUGUUGGUAGUACAAUGCUUGACAAUUAUGACAAAUGUAUUAAGAUGAUGAAAAAGACUGGAAAACAUACUGUCAAGGGCCAAAAUUUAUUAUAUUUCUCACUCCUUUGGCAUCAACCCCCAUCCCAAAUGCAAUUGCACAAAUGAGUACUCUUAUAUGCCCACUACUAUCUGCCGUUGAAUUUAAUAUGGUUUCUUUCACACUAUCUGGUGUUCUGGCAUGCAUCAUCUCCAACAACCGUUCUUUCUGGUUUGGUUUAUCAUUAUGAAUGUAGAUUUUAGACCCAAGUAUUGCAGAGAAGAUUGAAAAGAGAGUGCUGCAUUGAUUUACAGUUUGACAAUAAAUUAGUCCUGUCACACUGUAUACCGUUGGAUUUAAGCAUACAUAAUAACCAGUCAAAGUACUCAGACUUAGACAUUUUCACAACAGCAUAAGAAAUGUUACUCCUUUCAGGAGAAACCAUGAUAAAUUCAGGACUUCUCAUGUUUAAUGCAUUGCAAAUUUUUUCCCUUGUUGAUUUCAUAGCUCAAAGCUGUGGCUGUCACGGCAACAAAUGGAGUAUUACUGGGAAGCAAUGACCUCAACUGCUGAAUGUUGUUGUACCAUACCCGGAAUGCUAUGCUUCCUGAGUUACCACUUUGGCCCUUAUAUAAAUGCAUGUAUUUGUUAUUAAAAAAAUUACAACAAAUAUAUAUAUUACAACAAUAUGAAUAUCAUAUGUUUUGUGCUUUUGCAUAGUUGAAAUAUAUAUCUCGAAAUAAAUCAAAAGUUCAGUGUAUAAAAAUUGCAUGAGUUAGUAAUAUACGAAGAGACUGAUGAUAAUUCGAUUUUGGUAGACCCGUCAAGUUUUAGGAUAGCAAAAAAGCGUAGGGUUUGCUGUAGAGCUCUACAGCGCUACACGAAGCGUGAAAUCUUACACAGCUGUUAUGUAGAUCAAUACCAGAAGUAAACCAGGGUUGAAAAAUUAUGUUGCCAUAACAACAGAAUUUUCCGACUGGUGUCUUUUCUGGAUAAAAAAAUGCUGAACCGUUGCUUCCAAAAAAAAAAUGCUGAACCAACUGUAGGGCUCUACACCCAACUCGCCGCCAAAUGUCUUAUCCUAAAACUUGACGCAUUUGGAUAUGUAUGCUUUAUAUUGUCAGUCGACAAAUAAUGUAUGUAUUAGAUACUGGCAUACUGCAAUAUGACGUUUACAUUUCAACACAAAUUGCAAGAGCACGUACGUUGUUAGAAAAAACAAAUUACAGUAUAUUUUAAUAUACACACCAAUGGGUGAUACAGUGGGCUUCAACUACGGCCACAGCAAUUACAUUUAGAUAGGAGAACUGACCAUCCCACGCCACUGUUCGUUUGCAAGCAUUGCUUCAGGGGACGAAUACACAAUGUUUAUUUCACCUUUUAAAAUCUUCUUCAGAUUAUCAAAAUCUUGUUCCUUCCCAAUAAAUGAUGCAUUUAUGCUUUAGAUAUUUUACUUGAUCAUUCAUUAAGGACACUAGCGGAGAAAUAACCAGUACAAUUGCAGUUCGCGUUUUAUCAUCUAACUGUGCCAUUUCUUCUACAAUCAAAGGUGCAAGCUGAUAUAGAUUACGGACUUGCCAUAGCCAGUUGGAAGGCUUACAAACACAUCUUUUCCAGAUAUCAAAUAAAACAAUGCCCACUUUUGUUCUGGUUUUAAUUCAGCCAAACCAAGCCGUGGCAGAAGAGCCUUUACACUUGUUUCGAAUCUUUCUUCGAAGCUACAAGUACUAGUAUCAAAUUGCAACUCCAUGUUUACAUUUAAAAACAAAAAUGCCUUAAUCCAAUUACGUAUUAUACAACCAAUUAGAAACGUUCAUUUAUCGUAGGUGACUACUGGCCAAUCAACUUUUACUUUACAUUAUUCGAAAAGCUCUUGACGUCACCGGACGGCAUUAUCGCGCUCAGAUUUCAGGCGUCUCUCCCCGUGUUCAAGCGGGGAGAACGCCUGACAUUUCAGGCUAUGCAAAAUGCAAAACUUUCAAUUUUUCACCGCAAUUUCGCUGAAAAUGCGAGCCUGCGGUAUUGGGAGAAAAUUUGCUGAAUAUGACCAGCGUGUAAUAAGCACUACGACGUUGUAUUCCAUUACAAAAAAACACAUAAAUCUAAAACACAGAAACGUAAAAAAGAGGAUUUAUCAAAUCCGUUCCGUUCCGCAUUUUAUCUCCAUAUCCGUUCCGUGGAUCCGCUCCGUUUUGCAUCCGCUUCCGCAUUUUAAACUAGUUGUGACGUGUCACAAUAACAAGCUCACUAACCUUUGAGUUAUUUCGAAGGUAAGGUCAUGUUCAUGAUUCAUUUUCAGCUUUUCGCAUGUAAUCAAUAUUUCAAUGGUUUCACAGUUAUAGCAGUGUUUAUAGCAGUUUUGACAAGCUUUGAUACAGAUAGAUUCUCGUAAGAUCUGGUAGAGUUCUCGUUGCACACUUGCACUGAAGUCUGAAGUGACUCUGAACACGAGUUUGCACCAUUGACGUUGUGCCAGACACGUAAACCAAGAUUUUCUCAAUAUUUAUGUUUGAAAUGUUUAUACGUUUGAAAGCAACACUGUCUCGCUGUUUCCUAUAGCUCUGCACAAUGAAUAUACCGUCAAACUAAUAUCGGCACUUGAAUGCAUUUAAUACGUGCAUAACAUCAAUUUACAUAUUGCGUAGUAUCUCAAAGAUUUUCUCAAUAUAAUACACGUCUGAAAUUUUUAUACAUUUGAAAACAACACUGUCUCGCUGCUUCCUAGCUCUGUACAAUGAAUAUACCGUCAAACUAAUAUCGACACUUGAAUGCAUUACGUGCAUAACAUCAAUUUAUAUAUUGCGUAGUAUCUCAAAGAUUUUCUCAAUAUAAUACACGUCUGAAAUGUUUAUACAUUUCGAAACAACACUUGUCUCGCUGCUUCCUAACUCUGUACAAUGUAUUUACCGUCAAACUAAGUAAUAUCGGUACUUCAUUGAAUGCCCGUAAUGCAUAACAUCAAUUCAUAUUGCGUAGUAUCUCAAAGAUUUUCUCAAUAUAAUAUACGUCUGAAAUGUUUUAAUAUACAUUUGAACUGUCUCGCUGCUUCCUAGCUCUGUACAAUGUAUAUGACAAUAUACCCUCAAAAUAAUAUCGGCACUUGAAUGCCCGUAAAUCGUAAUGCAUAAGUACAUAACAUCAAUUUAUAUAUUGCGUAGUAUCUCAAGGAUUUUCUCAAUAUAAUACUGACACGUCUGAAAUGUUCAUACAUUUGAAAACAACACUGUCUCGCUGCUUACAAAAAUUUACAAUAACGACAACGAUUCCUCGAAAUUUUUGUGAACUUGGCAAAAGAAUAAAAGAAUAUUUAAAUAAAACAACUUAAAUUGCCUAAAUAACCUUCAAAGCACAAUAAAUCACUACAAACAUAAAUCGUAUACACAUAAUACACCCCCCGGAAAGUUAACUCUAUGACUGAUUGAUCACUGACUGAUUGAUCACUGACUGACUGAUGUGAAUUUUCCCAGUCAUCACAAUAGUGCACAGUUUCAAAGAAACUCUGCACUAAAAAUGCAAACAAUACUUACUUGACUAAAAAAUUACUGUAGGGCCCCUUUAACAAUGUCAAGGCGGGUCAAGGUUUUAUCAAAAGCGAUUGACUGUUAGAUUUACUUUACAACUUAAGAGGGUCUCUCAGUAAAAUCCACUCACUGGUUUGGGGAAGGAAAAAUAGAUUUAGCUCAUAUUUUGCAUAUGAACUAGACUUUGGUCAAUAUUAAUCGAGCUUCUUUCAGAACGUUUCAACUUUCUGUUUUAUAGGAGUUAUAGCCAUGUUAAAAUUUGACCUUGCGAGAAUAUUUUCAGACCGGAAAUGAAGGGGAAUUUUACAAGAAUUCAUCUGAUAUUUUAAAAACGUUGUGAUGCGUUUAUCCCCUCCAGUUACUGUUCACAUGCAAGAUUAACACUAAAGCCCAGGUCACACUACACAACGAUAACGAUACGAUAACUUGUAUACGCGCGCUGAUUGGUCAAAAAUUUAUCGUUAUCGUCCGACUGAAAAAAAAAUCGCUCAGGUGAGCGAUUUUAAAAUCGUUAUCGUUAUCGUCUAACGAUAAUUUUAUCAAUUUCGUUGUUGUGUGGACACUAACACAAUUUUUUUGCCAAUUAUCGCGUGUUUACAAUUUAUCGUAUCGUUAUCGUUGUGUAGUGUGACCGGGCCUUAAUACUCUCGUUUACAUGGAGAUUGAACAACCUUAUUUGCUUAAUACGAUUUUUUUUAUAGUUUUACGAAACUAUGUUUUCAAGAUGGCGACGAGAGGCUGAAAAUUGCUCAUAUUUUACUUAAAAUAGCUCAAAAGUGGCACCUAUCUGAAGUUCAAAAGGGAUGUAAUUUGAAAGUAUACCUACUAAAGUUAACCAAUCAGGAAUAAAACUCGUCUGCAAGCUAUUUUCUGAAAAGUUAUAAAUCUCCAAAUUGGGUCUAUUUUUAGCUGUUUGUUUACAUUCGCGUGUUCGCUGAUCAGCGACACUAGUAAUUGAAGAGUUAAAAUAAGCUGAUUUAUUACCCAUAAGUAGACUUUUUUAGCUUGUUCAAAAGAAUAUAUACAAUUUUGUGAAAAUAUAAUUACAAUAUAUACAAGUGAUCGUGUACAGAACUUCUUGAAUUCGAAUUGCUUUACAUUUAUACUUACCUUACACUUGCACUAAUUAUACACUUUCACUAUAAACAUACUGUAGUACAGUUACAACGAUUCUGCUGGUAUCUACGACCCUGAUAUCUUUUAAUGUUAUCAAAUAAUAUUAUUGGUAAUAUAAUAAGAACUUCGUCAAAAACAUUGACACAAUACCAUAAUCUCCUGAUAAUGACUUUGAUCUGCCGCUCCCACGGCGGGAGGUGCAUGUCUGAACGACCAAUGUGAGUAGAAAACUUACAUAAGUGUCUCUGUGCGAUGUUUAGGUCAUGAAAUAGUGCUACAGGUAAUAUCGGUUUAAUGCACUUUGCAGAAACUCCCAUGAUUUUGAUGUCGCCCAAUAUGAUAAUCGGAAUCCUGUUUAGCCGAAGGGUUGCUAUUUUUAUGAAAAUGCGUGUACUGACCCAAGUUUAGCUCGAUUAGACAAAUUUGGGUAACGUUUGUUUAUACCCAAUUCACAACUUUAUAUAACACACAUGCCUAGUUACUAUGGUUCUAGAUUACAAAAGCAUAGAAUAGAACAAAGGUAACUAACUCUUAUUGUUAUGUAGUCUUAUAACUCUCUAUUUGCCGAUUAGUCAAAACCGUGUCACGUCCCGGUCCACAAAACCUCAUGUUCGGCAACCGGUCCGCAAUGAAACAUUUAUUGACCAGUCAAUAAUAAAAUGGGUGCAAUACGCAUGCGUGUCAACCGCGAAGUUUCAAAGUUCAUAUUUUAAACUUUUUAUUUACGGAGUUCCAUUUAUCCAGUUUUGGUUUCAAAUUAAGUUCACUACAAUAAUCGGUGAAUUAUUCAUACAUUAACACUUAUAUACUAUCUAUAAGUGGCUCUGGUCCGCAAAACACACUGUUUCCCUCGAUCUCAGUAAAUAUAAAGUGAUAAUACAUAAGUUUAAUGUUUAGUUACUUUUGUUCUAUUCAGUCUAUGCUUCUGUAAACUAGAAUAAUAGUAACUAGGCAUGUGAGUUAUCCAAAGCUGUGAAUUGGGUAGCAACGAUGUAAACAACGUUACCCAAAUUUGUCUACUGGGUUCAUUUUUAUAUAAGUCUAUAUCCACUGAUCUCAUAUUGACAUGAUAGACCCAAUUGAAAAUGAAACUGAUCUAGUAACAGACUGGAUAGUCAUGUUUGUCAGCUGUUCCUGGGUAGGUAAAAGUGCCCUGCUAUGGCAAGUAUAAGUUCAUUAUGAUAAAUUUGCACCACAUUUUGAAUUUAUCAUAAUAAUAAAUUCGCGGCACUAACCCCUAACCACUAAUCCCCUAACUCCUAACCAGUAAUCCCUAACUCCUAACCCUAACUUUUUUAACCGUUUUAAAUUUUUUAAACUUUUUUGAAAAUCUAACUUUUUAAACAUUUUGCUUUUUAAAACUCUUUUAAUUAAACCUUUUUUAAAAACUAUUUUUUGAAAAUCUCUGUCUCUUACUGCAGUAUUUCUGUUAUUGUAGCGGUUAACAAAUUAUAGGGAAUGUAACUGUGGGCUCAUUUCAUAGUUUAGAACCCAGACUCUCACGGACAGUUUUGGCGCGAAACUAAUUCAUUAUAUGCGAACGUUCAUAGAGUUUACAGUUAACGUUUAGAGACUUGCGAUUUUUUGAUAUUCUAUUUCAUACCUGCGUGUAUUUAUAGUAGACGUAAUUCGUUUUACGUCAAGUGAUUCAAGUUUAAUAUAAAAGAAACGAAACGUUGCGUUGAGUUACUUGUCAGUUCAAAAUAUAAACGAAUUAAUCCUGACAAUUGCGUAUAAUACACGCAGAUUGCGAACGUCAGGAGCUACAGUAAAACGAAAUCAUCUACAGAAAGAACUCAAGGCUUUCCUGUAUCUUGUUUGAAGGUUUGAAGUCAUUGGAUUGUUUACGUACCUUUAUAUAUCUAGCGAACUGUCUUUGAUACUUGAUAGUUUUCUGAAAUAAACAAGGCGUACGGCGCCAUCUUGGACGCCGUCGGGAUAUAAUCGGAAGCGAAUCGGAACGCAUUCGUAAACAUUGCGUAAUAGCGAAAUGAGUAACGAAAAUACGGAAAUUUGUCGCGAAAGUUUAUGCGAAAAUGCUGAAAUCGUCGAAGGAGCAAAAAAUACCGACAAAACGGAAGAUUUACAGAAAUUACCACCAGAUCGCGACGUGGUCAUGCGUUUACAAGAUCAAUUUCACAUUGCUUCUAAAAUUUGGAGGAAAGAAAUGAAUGACUUGAGGUAUAAACUCGUGAAUGAGAGGAACAUCAGCUCACUCGAACUUGGGUCUCAAGCCUUGUCGGAAUGCAUGAAAGAACUAACAUCGGCUCAAGAUGCACUUGAAAAUACCUUGGAAUCAGCUGUAGAAAGAAUGACCUUAUUCACUAAAUUUGAGAACACAAGUCGUGAGACGAACGCCAUUCUCAAGGAAGUUAACGAGGUUAUUUACGAAUUAAAGAUGGUUAAUGAUGAUCGGUCAUCGGUUGCUUCUUCCAGACGAAGUAAAAAAUCCUCAAGAAGUAAGUCCUCUCGUUUAACCACAGCAAGCACAACUUCAACGGCGCGACAACGUCGACUCAACUUAGAAGAAGAAUUAGCUACUUUAAAGGCCAAGAUGCAUAUGGCUGGAAAGAAGGAAGAGUUAGACGAAGCCAAUCGAAAGGCUUUAGAAAACCUUGACGAGUUAAGGCUUCAACUUCAGAAAGAAGAAACGAGAGUGAAGGAAGAAAUACAGAACGCCACGAAGAGAUUCCAAAUUGCAGAGGAACUAGCAGAAAAGAAGGCAAGAAUUGAUGCGUGCAAAAAAUUCGAAGAAGAGUUCGCACCACUACCUUUGGUAGACAGCGAUGAGGCAAGUUGUGCCCAAGAACGCCUCGCAAGAUUUCUAGGGCUCCAACCGGACAUGCCAAAUGCUGAUAACUCUGUACGAGAAAACACAACUGCUGCCGAGUCCACGCCACCAAACGACCCGAAAUUAACGCCAGAGUUAUGCCCAUUAAAUCCGUCUACUCCUGAAUUUGUCCCUAAUGCUGUGCCAUCCAUCCCCACAAACCAGCAGAACACUAUACCUCCCGUGAUCGAGAAAAUUGUAACCAACCCUGUCCUCAACGAACCUAGCCUUGUUCAAGCUCAACUUGACGUAAUUUCAAAAUUAUUAGAAGUUCAGAAUCAAAAUCGUCUACCAUUGCCCGAACCUGGAAUCUUCAAUGGCGAUCCCCUCCAAUUUCCAAUUUGGCUAAAGGCAUUCGAGACACUGAUCGAAGGUCGAGCAAUAAAUCCUGCGGAAAGGCUCCACUUCCUAGGCAAGUACGUCACAGGUGAGGCGAAGGAACUGAUUAAAGGAUUCAUGCUCUUAGACGGUGAAGAUGCCUAUCGAAAAGCAAAAGAAAUGUUGUCGAAGCGUUUUGGUGAUUCAUUUGCUGUUGCAGCUGCCUUUCGACGGAAGCUCGACACUUGGCCGCAAAUAUCCCCGAAUGACGUACAGGGAUUAAGAAAUUACGCGGACUUUCUAGUUCAGUGCGAGAAAGCGAUGGAAAAGAUUAGUAGCCUGAAGGUCCUGGAUGAUGAUCAAGAAAAUCACAAGUUAGCAUCUAAGUUACCAAGAUGGACAUUGGUCAGAUGGGGAAGACGAGUCUACGAUUGGAAAGAAAAGAACCACAAUUUCCCCCCGUUCUCCGAGUUCGUGAAAUAUCUCGUGACCGAGUCCAAUAUAGCUUGCGAUCCAGUUAUCAGCCGUUUUAAGGAAGACGACUCUAAGAAAGCGAAGAGUCGACCGUACGAAAUACCGAAUCGCAGGAAUCGUCCGAAUCGAGAUGAAUAUCGCAGUCGAAACACACUCGCAACACGAUCAGAAGAAGGAGAUCAGAGCAAGGAAAGACCUAACGGCGAAGCAAAGCAGACCACCUGCAUACUGUGUAAUGGACCUCAUGAACUGAACUCGUGUCAGUCGUUUUGCGCAAAGGAUAUAAUAGAUAGAAAGGAAUACGCGAAAGAAAAGGGUCUUUGCUUUGGCUGCUUAACGCAAGGACACAUAUCUAAACACUGCAAAAGGAGAAAAACUUGUACAACGUGCAAGAAGUCGCAUCCAACAUCCCUCCAUGGAGAUCUUAGGAAACCCGAGAACAAUCAGAAUUCCCAAUCCCCUGAAAAUCCCGCUACGACCAACUGCACAAAGACUUGUUUUAUGAACGACGGUAACGAGCAUCAAAUCAGUUCGAUGAUCGUACCCGUGUGGAUUAGUCACGAGCAUAAUCCCGAGUUAGAGAAACUUACCUACGCGCUGCUGGAUGAUCAGUCUGAUACAACCUUUGUUUCGCAGGAAACAUUAAACCACCUUAACGUCAGUGGACCGAAGACACAGCUAUCCUUGUCGACUAUGCACGCGGAGAACGAAUUGCUACCCAGUCAAAGGAUCAAGGGACUAAAAGUCAGUGAUGUUAUGCAUAGCAAGGUUAUUCAACUUCCCACGAGUUUUUCCUGCAUCGCAAUACCAGCAAGACGUCAACAAAUCCCCUGUCCCGAAAUGGCUAAGAAGUGGCCCCAUCUCAGAGACAUUGCCUCACAUCUGAUACAUCCUCAGAACGAUAUCGAAGUAGGACUUUUGAUUGGUUCGAACUGUCCUCAAGCAAUAAUACCGCGCGAAGUUAUUCCCGGUCAGCAAAAUGAACCCUACGCACAAAGAUCUGAUUUGGGCUGGGGAAUAAUCGGCAAUGUUACCAAGCCCACCGAAAACAACGAUGAAAGUUCAGUAGCCAUCGUUCACCGAGUAACUACGCGUAACCCCACAAGCACCAACACGCCACAGCAGAAGACUUGUUAUUUUGCCAUUAAGCCAACUGUGAAGGAAGUUAUUAAUCCUGCUCAGUUGUGCCAAAUGUUAGAGUUGGACUUUUCCGAAAGAAGAAAUUCUGAGCCAUCAAUGUCACAGGACGAUAAGAAAUUCCUAUCUAAGAUGGAUCAAGGUGCGUAUCAAGAAGAAGGUGGCCAUUACGUUAUGCCCCUACCAUUUCGUGAGCUAGUACCAAAGAUGCCCAACAACAAGUCGCUUGCCUUACACCGACUGUCGAAACUACGAAUUCGCUUGGAGAAGAACGAGAAAUAUCGGAAAGAUUACAGCCGCUUUAUGAAUGACCUCAUCGAGAAAAACCAUGCUGAGAGAGUUCCUGAAAGGGAGCUGGAAAAUGAGGACGGCAGCACAUGGUAUAUUCCACAUCAUGGGGUAUACCACCCGCGAAAGCCAGACAAGAUACGCGUCGUCUUUGACUGCAGCGCAGACUACAAGGGUGAAUCCAUUAACCGCCAUCUAUUACAAGGGCCCGAUCUCACAAAUCAACUCGUAGGUGUUCUGUGCCGGUUCAGACAAGAUCCUGUUGCGCUUACUUGCGACGUCGAAUCGAUGUUUCAUCAAUUCAAGGUUAUCGAAGCACACAGAAACUUCCUACGAUUUCUUUGGUUCGAGGACGGCGACAUAACGAAGAACCCGGUGGAGUACAGAAUGACCGUACACCUUUUCGGCGCAGCAUCUUCGCCAGGUUGCGCAAAUUACGGCUUUAAGAAAAUCGCAACAGACCACGAGAGAGAGUUUGGAUCCGAGGCGGCAAGCUUUAUUAAGGACAACUUUUAUGUCGACGACGGCCUAAAGUCGGUCAACACAGCCGAACAUGCGAUUUCUUUGAUUCAGAAAACGAAAGAACUGUGCGCGAAGGGUGGCUUACGACUCCAUAAAUUUGCCUCUAAUUCGAAAGAAGUCAUCGCAGCAAUCCCACCCGAAGAUCGUUCGUGUCAGUUGAAGAACCUCAAUCUCGGAAGCGACCGCCUACCGAUAGAAAGAGCACUGGGAGUGCAGUGGUGUAUCGAGUCCGACGCCCUCCAAUUGCAAAUAACAGUGCAAGACAGCCCAUUGACAAGACGUGGCAUUCUUUCUACCGUCAGUUCAGUAUACGACCCACUUGGUCUUGUGUCACCCGUUGUGCUCAUAGCCAGGCAAAUUCUUCAAGAGCUAUGUCGAGACGGAGCCGACUGGGACGACCCAAUUCCGGAUUCAAUCAAAGUUAGAUGGGAAAGAUGGAGAAGAGAACUUUUCCUACUCAACGACGUAAAAGUACAGAGAAGUUUCAGACCCGAAGGCUUCGAACAACUGAAAUCCGUAGAGCUUCAUCACUUCUCCAACGCUAGUACGUCAGGAUACGGACAAUGUUCCUACGUACGCUUGUUGAACCACGACGGCGAAGUUCACUGUGCACUCGCAAUGGGAAAGUCACGUGUAUCUCCCCUAAAGAACGUCACGAUUCCACGUUUAGAGUUAACCGCAGCGUUAGUUUCUGUCAGAGUAAGCACCAUGCUACACCGUGAACUUGACUAUGAUAAGAUUCUUGACAUCUAUUGGACCGAUAGUAAAGUUGUACUUGGCUACAUUGGUAAUGACGCUCGAAGAUUUCACGUUUACGUUGCGAAUCGCGUACAACAAAUUCGAGAUGAGACCUCUCCAGAGCAGUGGAAAUACGUUGAAAGCAAGGAAAAUCCGGCCGACGACGCAUCGAGGGGAUUAACGGCUCGCGAGUUUCUCGACAGUAAACGCUGGCUUUCAGGACCCCCAUUCCUAUGGAACCGUAAUCUCGACUUGGCCGCUGACGACCACCAACCACUUCCUAGUAACGAUCCCGAAGUGAAGACAAACGUUCUCGUCACCCAAGUAACAUCCAGGAGCUUCUCGACAAUUCCCGAGCGUCUCGAGUACUUUUCGGAUUGGCAUCGUGCUAAAAGAGCCGUAGCCGUAAUCGUAAGAUUUCAACGACGAUGGAAGAAAUCUCACUUGCGACCCGAUGAAGCUCCCAUCAGCUCCACAACCGAAUAUCAAGCAUCGAACGUCGAAGAGCUUCUUCAAGCCGAAGUUGCAAUCGUGAAGCAAGUACAAGAACAAGCGUUCUCAAAGGAAAUCCAAACGUUGCGUUCAAUGCAGAAACCCGAUUCUGGUCAAGACGACGUGCGAAGACGUAAAGCGGUCAUGAAGAAGACCAGUUCGCUUUAUCGCUUGGAUCCAUUUCUCGACAAGGAGGGCGUCCUUCGAGUCGGUGGGCGCCUUACUCGUGCAAACACCCCCUACCAUGUUAAACAUCCGACCAUCUUACCACGAAAGGGACACAUUACUGCAUUAGUGAUCAGGGCCUAUCAUCAACGGGUUAACCACCAAGGACGCGGAAUGACGCUGAAUGAGCUUCGUGCGAGCGGGUAUUGGAUAACUGGUGGAAGUUCCGCUGUUGCUUAUCAUAUUUCCGAGUGCGUUCCAUGCCAGAAACUCCGCGGUUCCACCCAAGAACAGAAAAUGGCCGAUCUACCUCAAGACAGGCUGGAACCAUCACCCCCCUUUACACACUGCGGGGUCGAUUACUUCGGGCCGUGGCUUAUUAAAGAAGGACGACGCGAACUCAAACG